ACACGCUUUUGAUACUUAUCCCCAUUUCCAACAAGGUCAUCUCACGCACUUGUACAUCACGUAAAUUAAGUUAUUUUUCAAACCAGAUACUACGAAACUCACUGGAUUGAAAUAAUACGCCGUGUGGACCGUCUUCAUGCUGAUGCAAUGAGCUACCGAACUUCGACACCACCCAUUCGCACUGCUUCCAGUGAAAAUGCUUCGCCUUUGCAGGCAAGCAAAGAGAAUAUAAAGUUGAACUCAACUCCAAAACAUCGCAAGCCUUUAGGAUAUAAGAAUGAAAACACCACUCCUGUGUCCACUACUCCAUCGAACAACAAACUUGACCCGCGCAUUGGCCAUCGAGUUGAAAAAGAACCUAUUAAGUUUACCGCGAUACGCCCGCCUGAACCAUUGCAUCUGAAGGCACGAACAAAGAAGCAACAGCAGCACCGUCAAGGUUUACGCGACCAUAAAACGCCAUUGAAGAACCAAAAAAAUACCCGUGCUCCACUACAAGAUGAAAAUGCUGCACCGUCGGCAUCCAAAUCAACUACAAAAACAUUGCACAGUAGCAAACAUCACAAAUCACAGCCAUCUGUCAAAGUACCUUCUCCUGAUGGCUCAUUUUCAAUUUGGGUUGAUGAAAGCAAGCAUACUACCGAAAAAGGAGCGCGUGUAAAAAAGGAAGAUCUUAGAACCGUCAAGCAAAAAGAAAAAGCCAAAGCAGCCGGGGUCGAUCAAGAAAAUGUGUUGCCUAGUAAGCAAGCUAGCCCCCCAGCAAUACCGUUGUCAUCAAGUACUCAGACGCAACGCGUACAAAUUGAUCAUACAGAAAGGACAAACAAGAAAAAAUGGACGCGAAAACCUCUUACUGAGAUCGAUGUCCAUGAUCUUCCUGAGUACCGAGAAAUCCUGCGCGAUGGUUCACCUACCCCUGCCUCACAUAAUGUCAGCAGCAGCAGUCUUCAUAGUUUAAGCUGGUCUGAUGGUGAGGCUGUACUUUCACAAGCGUUGGAACAAGCUGAAGCAACUGCACAAUCCAUACUGUCAGAAAUCAAAGGCAAAAAGGAUGAACCGAUCGACGAGGAAGUUGAAAAAUCAGAGAAGAAAAUGAUGACCCCUAGUAAGAAGAUUAUUCCGGUGCCAGCAGAAGAUGUUUUUGCCGUCGCGACCAAAAAGUCGACAGAGAAGGUGACCAUCACCACCACUACCACAACCACCAUCACCACUACAACCGAACGAAAAGCUAAACAGAAACGUAGAUCUGAUGAAACUGGUUCAUCCGAGGCCAUAGCCAAUAAUGAAGAAGAUUCUAUCAAAAAGCGGCUGCGGCCGCGAAGGCGCUAACAUACUGGUAUUAUAUUAAAACACGUACAUGUUGGGCAACCAUUCUUUGCAAUUUUUUUUUUCUUUUGGCUCGUUAUUUUUAUGUUAACCUUUAAGCUUUAGUCUACUCUUGUUUUGACCUAUGUUCAGUUAUAUAGGUUUUAUUGUUUUGCCGUUGUUCAUUUGAUUCAUAUCUUUGCUUUUGUUUCUAUACAUUUCAUAACCGAUUAAAAACGAAAUACCAAAAAAAAAAAAAAAAAAA
Umbelopsis ramanniana AG is the source of this 1570-nucleotide messenger RNA. RefSeq lists its product as uncharacterized. The record is from RefSeq and is a predicted model, not a curated record. Bases 148 to 1329 code for a protein of 393 amino acids. NCBI's taxonomy places the organism in Eukaryota, Fungi, Mucoromycota, Umbelopsidomycetes, Umbelopsidales, Umbelopsidaceae. The transcript has a single exon.